AUGAAAGGGCGCGUGGUGAAGCUCCGUGAGGCGCACAAGGCAGGCUCGCCGGCCCUCUGUUGCGCCUCCUGGGGGCCUAGCGGGCAACAUGUCGUCACCGCUUCUGCUGCCGACACAGCCGUCCUGAUCCACGACGCCGCCACGGUGCUCGCCGGCGGCCGGGGCUCGGGUUCGUCGCCGGUGGUUACUAUCCGUCUCCACAAAGACGGCGUCACUGCACUCGCAGUCGCGCCGGGCCCCAGCGGCUCUCUGGCAUCGGGAUCCAUGGACCACUCCAUCAAGUUCUACACCUUCCCAGAGGGGGAGUUCCAGAGCAAUGUCGCCCGAUUCACCCUGCCGAUCCGAUCACUCGCCUUUAACAGAAAAGGCACCCUGCUGGCGGCCGCAGGCGACGACGACGGCAUCAAGCUGAUCGCGACCAUUGACAACACCAUCUCGAAGGUGCUUAAGGGACACAAGGGCUCCGUCACUGGGCUGGCGUUCGACCCGAGGAACGAUUACCUAGCAUCCGUCGACAGCAUCGGUACCGUCAUCUAUUGGGAUCUUUGCAUUGGUGCUGAGGCCCGUACUUUGACGCGUGUCGCUCCCACAUUUCGGUCGGAUAACUCGGUCAGGAAUAUUCUGUGCUGGAGCCCUGAUGGUCAGACCCUUGCUGUGCCUGGGUUGAGGAAAAAUGUGGUGCUGUAUGAUAGGGACACAGGGGAGGAGGUGUGCACGCUAUAUGGAGAUCAUGAACAACCAGUGAGCUGCCUUUGCUGGUCUCCCAAUGGGAGAUACCUGGCCAGUGCUGGCCUGGAUAGGCAGGUGCUCAUCUGGGAUGUGAAGUCAAGGCAGGACAUCGAGAGGCAGAAGUUUGACGUUAGGAUAUGCAGCUUGGCCUGGAAACCAAAUGGAAAUGCUUUACUUCUGAUUGAUGUCAUGGGCAGGGUUGGCAUUUGGGAAUCAGUCAUACCUUCGACUAUGAAGUCACCUAAUGAGGGCAUACCUGAUCUCAACUCUACUAAGGCUCCUCUAUUUGACGAUGAUGACGAUGACGAUGACGAGGACGAGGAGAAGCCAAGUACCUCUGGUGGCUUGGAGGAUGAUAUGGACGAAACUCUUAGUGAUUCAACACCUUUCAGCCACAAGAGACCAAGGAGGAAGUCCACAUUCGACAGAGAUAGUGAUAAUGAGGAUUUAACACAUCAAAUGGAAUCGACCAAAAGAAUGAAAGAUAAGCAUAAUAAAAAAGAGGAUGCUGGAAAGGCAAGAGGUGAUUCUGCCACUUCAGCAAGGCUAGUUACUGCAAGAAUGCAAGCUGCUUUCCAGCCUGGAUCAACACCACCUCAGCCUGGCAUGCGAAAUUUCCUCGCAUACAACAUGCUUGGAAGUAUUACUACUAUUGAAAAUGAGGGGCAUUCACAUGUGGAGGUUGACUUCCAUGACACAGGAAGAGGACCUAGAGUUCCUUCCAUGACAGACUAUUUUGGUUUCACAAUGGCUGCAAUGAAUGGAUCAGGAAGUGUGUUUGCAAAUCAAUGCAAGGGUGACAAGAAUAUGAGCACUCUAAUGUACCGCCCUUUUGGUAGCUGGGCUGGUAACAGUGAGUGGUCAAUGAGAUUUGAGGGGGAAGAAGUGAAGGCUGUGGCUCUUGGUGCUGGAUGGGUUGCUGCAGUCACAAGCUUAAAUUUUUUGCGCAUUUUCACCGAAGGAGGCUUGCAGAUGCAUAUCCUCUCAGUCAGUGGCCCGGUUGUUACAGCAGCAGGUUAUGAAGACCAGCUAGCUAUUGUGUCACAUGCUUCUGAUUGUCUGCCCUCAGGAGAUCAGGUGCUGGAUGUUAAAGUAUUCAACAUAUCUGAAGGGGCACAAUCAAUGUUUGGUCGUCUUGUUUUGACACCAUUGUCUCAAUUAUCUUGGUUUGGAUUCAGUGAGAAUGGCCAACUUAGUUCAUAUGAUUCCAAGGGAAUACUAAGGGUUUUUUCCAGUCAGUUCAGUGGAAGUUGGCUUCCAUUAUUUAGUUCGUUGAAGGCAAGAAAAUCCAAAGAUGAAAGCCAUUGGGUGGUCGGUUUGGAUGCAAAUAAUGUAUUCUGCAUUUUAUGCAAAACCCCUCAAUCUUAUCCACAUGUGAUGCCCAAGCCUGUGCUAAGCAUACUUCAUCUGUCAUUUCCCCUUGCGUCAUCAGACCUUGGGGCUAAUAGUUUGGAAAAUGAGUUCUUGAUGAGGAAGCUACAGCUGUCACAGAUUCAAAAUAAAAUGGAAGAAAUGGCUGCUUUGGGCCUUGACACCACCACAUAUGAUGAUGAAGCAUUCAACAUGGAGGCAGGACUUGACCAGUGCAUUUUGAGGCUCAUCUCUAUCUGCUGCAGUGGUGAUAAGCUCGUUCGAGCUUCUGAGCUUGCAAAAUUAUUGACACUAGAGAAGUCAAUGAAGGGAGCGCUAACACUAGUGACCCGCUUGAAACUUCCCUUGUUGCAAGAGAAGUUCAGUUCCAUAAUUGAGAGUUUCCUGUUUCAGGAGAGGAUGUUAAACAAUAAAAUAAUAGCUGGGACAGGAAGAUUUUGCUCCAAUGCUACAAUCAUGACGAGCACAACAGUGCUGACCACUCAGGCAACUCUACCUUCUAAGUUUAUGCAAGAUGGGAACAGUUCGCUGGAAUCUUCAUUACCCAAACCGAAUCUUGUCAAUCAACAAUGCAGUUCAACUGAACCAAAGAAUUCAGCAGGAGAACAAGGGAUUGAAAUUAAGGAUAGCACUGGAAAAGUUUCAUCUGCUUUUAUUCCAUCUACCAAGGUACCUAAAAGCAGCGAAACAAAGAAACACAGAAAUGGAGCAUCCAAUUCAGCUGUAGUCGACCAGAAUCAGGAAGGAGACAUUGAUCACACUGGUGCAAAAAAAUUGAGCACUGAAUACUGCAAUCGAGCAGAGCCUCAGCGGCCAGUUAACCCUUUUGCAAAAUCAUCUUCCAGUAAAGAACAGUCAUCAUCCCUUUUGGAUUCCAUAAAAAAAAUGAAAGUUGACAAACCCAAUAGUAGAAUUUGA
Messenger RNA from Miscanthus lutarioriparius, 3018 nucleotides. Lineage: Eukaryota; Viridiplantae; Streptophyta; Magnoliopsida; Poales; Poaceae. The record is from the annotation of a GenBank genome assembly.